AUGUCCACCCAGACGUCGCAAGAGCUCUCGCGGACGCACACGAUAGCGGCCGAGAAGCAGGACGAAAAGGUCGACCCGCCGACGGACGUCGUAUUAUCGACCGAGUACGAGGUGACCCUGGGCCCCGAGGACGAUCCUCAGCAGCUGCCUCUGCUCAGGCGGUGGCUCGCUGUGGUGACCAUCAGUUGCGCGUCUGUGUGCGUCACAUGCACCUCAUCAGCGGCUGCAUUUACGGAAGCUGGCGUAGCGCGCGAGUUCCAUGUUAGCAGGGAAGUUACCGUACUGGCCAUCAGCCUGUUUGUCAUGGGUCUUGGCGUAGGGCCUUUGCUUGUUGGGCCUUUGUCUGAGGUAUAUGGAAGGAAUAUCAUAUAUCGGAUAUCUUUCAUCAUGUUCUUUAUAUUCUCGUGGCCGGUAGCCUUUGCUCCCAAUAUCGCCGUAUACCUGAUCUUUCGAUUUGUCACUGGCUACUGCGGCGCGGCGUUCCUCAGUGUCGCCGGUGGAAGUGUCAGCGACAUGUUUCCAAACUCGAGAGUUGCGACACCGAUGGCCAUCUACACCAUCUCGCCGUUUCUUGGCCCGGAGCUCGGGCCACUAUUUAGUGGAUUUGUCAAUCAACACCUGGAUUGGAGAUGGACCUACUACAUCAUCAUCAUCUGGAUAUUCAUUCAGACAAUAGGGCUCAUUCUGUUGGUUCCGGAGACGUAUAUACCCGUGAUCUUGAAGCAGAAAGCACAGAGAGUGCGGAAGGAAACUGGAGAACUUAAAUAUUAUGCGCCUAUAGAAAGGACGAAUAAAAGCCUAAUACAGGCUCUGGCGAUCAGUUGUUACAAGCCGUUUGAGCUGGUUCUGCUCGAUCGGAUGGCACUCCUGCUCAAUCUGUGGACAGCACUCAUCCUGGGAAUUCUGUAUCUCGCCUUCCAAGCCUUCCCAAUCAUAUUUGAACGAGGCCAUGGCUUCAAUGCUCAGAUGACCGGGCUGACAUUCCUCGGUAUCGGCCUGGGCAUGGUCAUAGGGUUGUCUACACAGCCGUACUGGAACAGGAAAUUCCGCGAGUACAAGUCCGCGCACGGUGACCCUCCCCCUGAAUUCCGUCUGUGCAUGGGACAAGUCGGGGGCAUCCUCGUUCCCAUCGGGCUCUUCUGGCUCGCCUUCACGACCUACCGGAGCGUGCACUGGAUGGUGCCCCUCGUCGCCUCGAUCCCAUUCGGCACCGGCACGUACUUUGUCUUCACGUCCACUUUCACGUACCUGGUGGUCGCCUACCGUCCGAUUGCCGCGUCCGCGAUGGCGAGCAAUAGCGCGAUGCGCAGCUCGUUUGCCGCGGGCUUCCCGCUAUUUGCGAACGCGAUGUACGCCCGUCUCGGGACGGUGGGUGCGACAGCGCUCUUGGCCGGCCUGACGACCCUCAUGGCACCGCUCCCGUUCAUAUUCCACAGGAUAGGUGGGCGACUGAGGCAAAAAUCGAAGUUUGCCGUCAAGUAG
Messenger RNA from Heterobasidion irregulare TC 32-1, 1482 nucleotides. RefSeq lists its product as uncharacterized. The transcript has 11 exons. Gene Ontology annotation, biological process: transmembrane transport. The coding region runs from base 1 to 1482 and encodes 493 amino acids. Gene Ontology annotation, molecular function: transmembrane transporter activity. Lineage: Eukaryota; Fungi; Basidiomycota; Agaricomycetes; Russulales; Bondarzewiaceae. The record is from RefSeq and is a predicted model, not a curated record.